AUGUCGCAGGAACAUAAUACGAAACUAUCGAAACUGGACUUCUAUCAAAUUCUGGGGAUAACUAUUGAUGCCGAGGAAAAGGAGAUUAAGAAAUCGUACAGACAAAGAGCUCUUAAAUGUCAUCCGGAUAAGAAUCCAGAUAACCCAUUCGCUGCUGAUGAAUUUGACAAACUUAAGAAAAUUCUUGAGAUUUUGUUAGAUCCAGGAACACGUAAAGCAUAUGACAAGACCCUCAAGAGUCGUAAAGCAGCAGCUGCCAGAGCCCGUGAACAUGUUACCAGAUCACAGAAACUAAGGUCAGAUUUGGAGGAACGGGAACGACGUGUUCAACGCAGUAGGGAACAGCAAGAUAUGUCAGAAGAAGAACAGUUUCGACGUGAAUUGAAAAGAUUGGACAAGGAGGGCGAGCAACUUAUUUUGGAGGAACUGGAUCGAGUAAAUAGGGAGGUAGGGGCAGAGCUUUUUCGGGGUUCAUCUAAAGUCUCCAAAAGCAGUGAACCUCCAGCUAUGGACACACGGGGUCACAAAGUUAAAGUUAAGUGGAUGUCAACAGACGAUUGGCCAGGGUAUUCCCAGCAGGAAAUUAACCAACUCUUCUAUAAGUGGGGAGACAUCAAUGCUCUGGUUAUGGUGCAGAAAAAUAGAAAAGGAACAGCAUUAAUAGAAUAUAAGACCAAAAAUGCAGCGGAUAUGGCAGUGCAGUUUGAGAGAGGUCAAACUGGCAAACCAGUAAAAGUUACACACAUGUGA
This is a messenger RNA of Procambarus clarkii (red swamp crayfish), 750 nucleotides long. Lineage: Eukaryota; Metazoa; Arthropoda; Malacostraca; Decapoda; Cambaridae. The record is from RefSeq and is a predicted model, not a curated record.